AUAAAAAAACUAAGGCAUCUCUCUCAGUCCAGUGAAAUACUGAUUCUCGUUCUCGAAUCGCAUGUGCGCAGGUCUACUUUAACCCCUAUCGUGUGGCGGCGGUCCGAACAGACCUCUCCGAGGACUAGCAUCAUGAACGCCAAGUCUGACUUAUUAAGCCUGCCGGAUGAUGCCCUUAUUGUGAUUCUGGGUUAUCUGGAAUUGCCAAUGCAGCUAGGGUUGACACAAGUGCAUCCUCGGUUCUUGGAUGUAAUGCCCCUUGUCUGGCGUUCUUGCAAUAAAUCUGCUAAUCUCCCCCUGAUCGAGUUACAUCUGAGCGACAAAAAUCUUCGUUUCUUCCUGGGAAGCACUCAACGGUCCCUCAAUGCGCUACGCUUGAAGAUGGAAAAGCAAUCGAACUUCGAUAUUCUCACUGACUAUGUGUUUCCAAAUCUGAAGGAUUUUCGCUUCUCUACGCAUUCUUUUUCGUUAACGGACUCGGACUUACCGAAAUUGCUUAGGAGUUUUCCCAAUUUGACGACAUUCAGUCCCCACGGAAAGUUCACUGGCAAGCACUUCGUGGAUUUCCGGUUCCUGGAUAACCUUACGCUGUCCUACUGCAGCAAGAUGGAGGUCGACCAUUUGGUGCACAUCCUGAAAGCCAGAAGCUUGAGAAGCCUGAAGCUGGCCCUGUUCGACAUAGAUCUCCCCCAGAGCACAGACUUGCCCUGGGAAGGGAUCAAAAACCUGGAGCUUCUGCAGGGCUACAGCUGGGAGUUGGAGCGAUGGUUUCUAUCAAAGCUGGAACACCUGAAGCACUUGAAGCAGAUUAUUCUAUGCGACCACGAUGACGAUGGUUUCCUAGAAAAAGUCAUAAUGUCUGCAAACCGGAGCAGCAUCAAAAUGCUGGAGAUAAACGCCGGUAUGCCCCUAUUCUAUGUCAUCAAAAGGCUAAGAGUCCCGUGUAAGAUCAUGAAAGUAGCAGGUUAUCAUCUUUACUUCUAUGACGGAAGCUUUGAAAAUAUAACUGAAUUAUAUUUAAGAAAUUGCCACUUUCCUAAGAGGAAUAUCUUUGAGAUUAUGAUGCAACAGUUGAAGACGUGUGAGAUCUUUGGGCUGCAACACUGCCAGUUUAGUUUCAAGGAGUUCUCAUUUGUGGCUCUGGAGAUCGGAUCGGGUCGUCGCACAAAGCUCAAUGUGCAUCUGGGUGAAAAUAUUUACCAAAGUGAUAACUUUAUGGAUCACGAUAUGGAGGUGAACUGGAGUGUGGAAGGCGAACACAAGUUUUUCCAACUGCAUAUGGAGCACCCGAAAAUCAACUCCUAUUCCCAUGCAGUUUCAAUUUAUUUUGACUGAGAUUGCAAAAAAAUACUAUAUUCUACUGUAUUCAAAAUCUCGAGUGAUAUUACUCAGUAAAGAAAUAUGUUUGGUAAA
Molecule: messenger RNA, 1413 nt
Organism: Drosophila biarmipes
Lineage: Eukaryota; Metazoa; Arthropoda; Insecta; Diptera; Drosophilidae
Exons: 3
Coding region: 133-1335 (400 amino acids)
Molecular function (GO): protein binding
Source: RefSeq, a predicted model, not a curated record